UAUAUGUAGAUAUUUAAAUUCAACGAAGUAUAAAAUACUUCGCAGAUGGCAUCAACGCUGUCAGUUCGACCCAUAGUUGCAGUCCUUCAGUUCGGAGGAGUUCUCACAACCUUUGUCUAAGUAGGAAGCUUCCAGUAUGAAGGCCAUUAUUUACGUUUUGACGGUGCAUCUGGCUUUUUGUGCAUAUGGAAAUCUAUUCGCUGCAAGUGGUUUCUAUGGCGACAUCGGAUUUGAUAAAAGUUAUAAGGAUUAUAAAUUGAAAGACAUAGAUGUCGAUGAUGGUAUUGGAACUUUAGCCGUACGUCCUACUAUUAAAGGUUAUAAGGGUUUUAAGUACAAAGAUAUAGUAGUUGAUAAGGGUUUUGGACCUAUAGCCAUACGCCCCGCUAUUACCGGUUAUAAGGGUUUUAAGUACAAAGAUAUAGUAGUCGAUAAGGGUUUUGGACCUUUUGCCGUAGGACCCACUGUUUAUGAUGGUGUUGGUGGGUACGAAGUUCUCAGAGACAAUGAUGAGCAAAUCUUUGAAGAGGGUCAUGAAAGUAGACAUAGUGGCCAUGGAGUAUCCGUUGGUCAUGGAAACCAUGGCGGAUUCGAAGGUCAGCAAACAGUUAAAGCAAUCAAAACUGUUUCAGACGAAGACUUUGAUGGUCACGGAAUUGUAAGACACGCAAACCAAAAAGUUAAAAUUACGGAAGUGAUACAAGACGAAGACGGAAAUGAAAACCCUGGGGGACUUGGAGCACAUGUUGCUCACGGAGGUCAUAGUGGAUACAAGCAGCACUCAAAACAGAAAACAAUCAAAGUAAUUCACGUCGAUGACGAAACUGUCGAUCAUGGCGCCCAUACCGGAGAUGAUGCACAGCAAGAAUUUGAAACUAUUAAAAUAAUUCACACAAAAGCCGGACGCGGCACACGCAUCGGCCAUAGAGAUCAUGAUAGCAUUGAUGGGUAUGGCAAAAAGAAUGAUCACCAAGUAAUAAAAACAAUUCAAGUUAUUCAUAAUGAAGGAGGCUACGCUGGUAAUGGUUUCGGAGCUCAUAGUGCGCAUGCAGAUCACUUUCCACGCGAUCAUCUUGGUGGAAUCCAAACGAUAAAAAUCAUUCAAGAUGGUGAUGCCGGUUAUGGUAGGCAUGCCGGUUUCGGUGGUCGUAGCAACGGUCGAUAUGGUGAAUACGACGGUAAUGGCGGGCUCCAAGCAAUUAAAAUUAUCAAAGUAAUUCAUUCCGGUGAGGAAAAAUCUGGCCUUGGUGCCUUUAGAGGUCAAAGUGGUUACGAAAGACAUCACGGUCACGGUCAUCAUGGAUAUUGAGGAUGGAGUGGAACUGGUAGCAGCCGCUAGAAAGGAAACCUAAUUAAAAUGUUCCAUUAGGAGGCCGUAGGCGUUUAAUCGUUACCACUUCUGUUGACCGGUUGAUUUAACGAAAGAAGCCAACUCGGAUGCUCAAGUGGCCCAAGAGCUUCACUUCAUUUUUAAUACACUUGUUGUUGGAAUCAAAAACUCGCAACUGAACUGAUUGAAUUAAUUUUAAUAAACAUUGUAGAAUGUACGUGGACAUGUAAGCUAUUCCUUUUAAGAAUAAAUUUUUAAUUACACAAAGCUUUUUAUAUAAUUAUAUUUAAUUUUAUUUGUGGAACUGCAUGAAAACGUCAGCGGAGAAAAACCCAAAAUCGAAGGGUUUAAAUUAGAAAAAAACUCAUUUCAUUUUACUUGAAUUUCGUCA
Messenger RNA from Anastrepha ludens (Mexican fruit fly), 1721 nucleotides. RefSeq lists its product as uncharacterized. Lineage: Eukaryota; Metazoa; Arthropoda; Insecta; Diptera; Tephritidae. Bases 137 to 1309 code for a protein of 390 amino acids. The record is from RefSeq and is a predicted model, not a curated record. The transcript is spliced from 2 exons.